Messenger RNA from Armigeres subalbatus, 11578 nucleotides. Its product is annotated as serine-rich adhesin for platelets-like. Gene Ontology annotation, molecular function: protein binding. NCBI's taxonomy places the organism in Eukaryota, Metazoa, Arthropoda, Insecta, Diptera, Culicidae. The transcript has 9 exons. Gene Ontology annotation, biological process: chemical synaptic transmission. Bases 514 to 6501 code for a protein of 1995 amino acids. The record is from RefSeq and is a predicted model, not a curated record. Gene Ontology annotation, cellular component: cytoplasm; plasma membrane; dendritic spine.
GGAUCGGAUCGUAAAAUCCUAGGAGCCAGUGUUUCGUACGGUUUCGAUUUUCAAUAAAGCGGAAAAGAAAAGGAGAGAUAUUGUGUCCCCGUUCGGUUAUUAAACUGUCUGUGUAUUAAUUUUCUUUUCUUCUUCGUGAUGUGAUGAAUCGUUCGAUCGUUCGAUUUUUCUCGUGGAAAACUAGUGCGAUAAUAAUCGAGGAGUCUUGGAUUUUCCUUACUAAGCGAUUUUAGGUUCUUGUUCGGUUCUUAUUUUCAAUCUAACAUCAGGUGCACGAUGUGCAAAAUUUUCUUGAUGGAAAUUGUGUAAAAGUAAAACAAUAAAUGGCGCAGUGUGAAGUGAAAACGGAUUUACCUAUAAGCAUUACCAACGGUGGCAGAGGAAGAUAAAAGAAAACACCCACUGAAGAAACACAAACACUCCAGAUAAACAGCGAAGCAAACAUUAUUGAUAGGCUUACGAGUAUUCGAAGAAGUGAAUCCUUCUGGGAAUUAGUGCUUUUCACGACAAAAUAUGGUCAGUUCAACCAUCACGCUCGAUAAGAAAUCAUCGUCAUCAUCCUCAUCGACAGCAACGGCAUCAGCUUCGGCACAGGCUUCCGCUGAGCAGAACACCAACAACAGCAUUAUCUCAAUACCGCUAAACGCUACCGCAAGCACAAACUGCAGCGAUUCGUCGUCGUCGGCGGCUUCUUCAUCAGCAUUAGGCCUAAGUGAGCAAAAGAUUUCCAUUCUCUUUCCGAAAUGCAAACCCAGGGUAGCUGAACAUCACUACCAGUCGAGCGUAUCAAGUGGUAUUCUCAUGAACAACAAUAACAUUAUUAAUAGCAGUAACAACAAAACUAGUAUGAGCACAAUUACGAGCAACAGUAAAUCGGACAUUACAGGCACAUCUUCGUCGUUAACCACGCCCACAUCACUUACGUCUUCUUCCUACGCACUGAAUAGUUCAUCAUACGGAAUGGAGAACAGUGGGUACCGUGGUAACAGUACGGGCAUUUCCGGCCCUGGGUCUGGAUAUGAUUUAUUAGGAAGUAGGCAAGAACUCAGUUCAAGAUUGAAUAAUAACCAAUAUGAGAGCAGUCGCUCGAGCAGUCGACAUGCGAGCUCGGUGGACAAGUACAGCUUUUACUACAAUAGCCAACCCCCUCCGUUGUCAACGUCCCCGACGGAGAACAAUGCUAACGCUGGGGGCAACAGCAACCACUUCCUUCCAUCCGAUGACGAGGAAGAUGAAACUGAUAUGCAGAAGGAUAGUUACCCACGGCACAGUUACUACACCAGCCGCCAGUCGCAUUACUACAAUCUUCCAAAGCAGGACCCGGGGACACCCAGCAGCAAUUCUCGGUACCAUUGGGACCUAUCGUCCAGCAGCGCGCUGUCCUAUUCAACACCCAUCUCGUCCACAGUGACGUCCACCAUUGGUGGCGGUAGCGGGGGGAAGCGAGCUUCGAUUAAAUCAUCCUACACAAAGGUGCUGCAGUCUCCCCUGGAGGACGAAAGCGACAUUGAGGACAAGCUGAAGUACUUCAACUAUCAAAACGAGAUGCACAACAGCACUACAACCGGUGUGGUCAACAUGCCCGUGAGCGGCUCGGCCGCCAUCGAGAAGCCAAGUGGAAUUUAUAGCAAUUACAAGACUAACGAAAUGAUAGUCUUCAACGAUAUUGAUGAAGAGCGACGACGUGUUCAACAGCAGCAUCAAGCUCAACGUCAGGAGAAUGACCACAAGCAUGGCAGCUCUACCGGUGCGGCAGGACUGCACGUGUCGGCGGCCACGGCCGAUGGUCUGGACGACGGGAUUAGUCUGCAUCGCCGUACCCAAUCACUGCGGCAGGACAAUAGUGGUGGAAUCGGGGGUGGAGGAGGAAGUGGUGGUAGUGGGGGUGGUGGUGGUGGUGUCGGCGAUGAAGGUAACAACAGUAACGAGACCAGCAGUGCGCACAAAACAACCUCGGCAGCAACGGCGGCGGUGUCCAAUUCUGGAUCGAAUAUUAUGGAGUACGAAGGAUCCCCUCGGCGGUUUGGAUUAAGUUUGAACGAGGACAGCGCGUCCUACUACAUGUCGUCCAACUACAAGCUCAACCUGACUUCCCCAUCGCUACUGACACCGCCACGUCCGGGCUUCCCCCAGCGGGUGAUUCCAUCGCAGCACCAACAACAACAACAGUCAGCGAAUAAUAGUAAUACGAGUGCGGCCACGACUCCCACCCCGAUAGGCACCGGUUCCGCCAGCAUGGGCCACCACCAUCCAUACCACCCGACGCGGUCUCCCACGCUGCUGGAGCAGGUCAGUUCGGGACUGAACAGCUCGGUCACGUUCGAUGCCAAUGCUCUGCUAAGCGAAUUCGAUGCAAAACGGGCUGCCGUCAGUGCCAGCACGAUAAGCAUUGGCAGCAACAGUGUACCGGGCCCGGCGGCUACAAUGGAGUCGUCGCCGCUGGAGGUGAACAAGCUCAACGUGAUACGAUUGGACAGUGACUAUCGAAGCGAAGAUCUCGAGGAGAUGCCCACGAAACGGUCCACGCCGGAAAUUAAACCAUCGCUGGGACUGAUUUCCACCACGGCUGAUGAUAAUCCCACAUUUGGAGCGGGCUCCUUCACGACACCCAUUACGGCCUCGUCAACGUUUGACUAUCUGUAUGAGUUUUCCGAAACGCGAAAGGUGCUGGAGGAGUUUUUCAAGUGCCCUACAACGGAGGACGUGGAGAAAGCUUUCGAGAAGUUCAGUGACUACAACGAGAGUGGGGAUGACGUGGAGAGCUUGGACAUCCAUUAUGAGUACCCGGCUGAGCUGGACAGCAAGGCACUGGAAACGACCUACAUCGGAUCUUCCAUCGGCGCGGAGCAGCAAAAAUCGAUGACUACACUGACCAGCAGCGCUGGUAUCAGACAGCAGCAUCUACAGCAGGAUAUUGGAAUGGCAAUAGGAACCCGCAAAUCGCCAAUCAACAAUAAUAACAAUAACAGCGACGCCGAGGUGGAAGUUGAUGACGACGAUGUUGGUAAUGGUGAAGCACUGGAGGACGGAGACGACGACGGGGAAGAGGAUGAGGAGGACGAUGACGUUGAAGGGGGCGUCGGUAGUAAUCUCAAGUAUAUGAUCAACGUCAAAAGUAAACCAAGGAUUAAAAACGGGUACACCAGCUUCCGGAAGAAGAAGCAGGAAAAGAAACUCGUUGGGAUGGGAUCGAACGCUCUUUCCGGAAUUGUUACCGUUAGUGGCGGAAAUGAGGACGAUAAUGACGGAGAGGAUGAAGAAGAAAUAGAUAUUUAUAGUGCAAAUCAUCAUCACCACCACAGUUUUCACAUCCACCAGCAGCAACAACGAUUGCAACAACAACAACAGUCCCAGGAGCAGCUGCAGCAGCAUCAGAACUUGAGCAAUGUGCGGCAACACGUGAUAAUGCAACAACAGCAGCAGCAGCAGCAACAGUAUCAGGAACAUGAAAGGCAUUUCAGCCUGUACUUGGAUCCCGGAAGCCGCGCUAGUAGUUGUGAUGUGAUUAACGAAAGUAAUCUCGAUUCUACGCAGUUUAUGACGAACGGAAACGGAAAGAAGCUCCGGAGCAACGGUGGUGGUUCCGGUAAUGGGAAAAAGCCACUGGCACGGCGCCAAAGCAAAAACUUCAACUACUCCCCGGAUACGACCGAUUAUGAAAGUAACUGCGGCGAUUACGACAGCGAGAUUUCCCUAAAGUACGGUAGUGAGUAUGGUGGCGGCAUUAUGGUCAACGGCGGUAGUGAAAUGAUGUGCGACGAUCUGAACAAUGGUGUCAUAAGCAGUGCGUCCACCGGGAAUAACUCUUGCUCGACGAUGAUUGAUAACGGCGUGAACAAUGUGACGGGUACGGUUGGGAGCACGGGCAACUACGCCCGCUACUACACCAGCAUGCCUGUUCUGGAGGAUGGGCUGUCGAGUGGUCACGUGUCCGAUACGGAAAACAACAAUCCCGGCAUUUUGCCAACACCGGAUUUAAUCAACAGCAGCCAUAAACUGCAACAGGCGUCCAAUUCGUACAAUUUGCUAACCUCUCCCACGAGCCACACGAUGAAACCGUCGAUGAACUCCUCGCCGGUGAUAGGAAACCAUAACAACAACAUGGAUGGCCUGUACGGAAGCAACGGGUUUAGGAUGAAUGGCACAACCGGAGGGCUCAACUCGAGUACGCUGCAGAACAAUAAGAUAUUUAAGAACCGGGACCCGGAAUUGGAAUCCUUGUACACUAUUAACACCAUUCAAUCAACGCCACCACCGCCAGCACCGGCCCCGCAUAGGAAAUCCUCAAUCGAUUGUGACGCGCAAACGACCUUGCAACAGUUACACAACCAACAGCAGGCCAGUUCGGAUGUACAGGCGGCGCUCAAGGACAUCCGAACCUGCCUACAACGUAAUAAAACGCUUUCAUCGCCUACGCACCCCCAAUCGCAGUGCCCGUCGGUUCAACAAUUGCAACAGCCACUCCAACAAUCGACAAUGAAGACCUACGAAAAGCACUCCUUGUUAACGGCGGACAAGUUAGAAUCUCCUGUUCCUUCAAUUUCACCAGUGUGGAUACCCCGAUCGAGGGAAAGUAAGUUAGUAGCGAUUUCCCCCACAACGGUGAACAACUCUUCAUCGGGACUGUUACUACCGACCACUCCUACGACCGGUGGACCCACCGAAAGGUCAACUAACUUGUCCGGCGAAAAGGAUUCCCUGCUGCAUGGAAACAAUGCAAAGAAUUUAAGUGCUCUUGACGAUGACGAAGAUCCGGAUACGGACUUGGAGACUGACCGACUGCUGGGUCACCAAAGGUUGGAUGACCAGGGCUUUUACGACGACAACAGCAAGAGUUGGACGGAUCGAAAAACUCGCUCUCUAUUGCACAAAUUAUCUCCCAAGCAACAGACUGGCUCCGUAGGAGCCAAUAACGGAACAUCUCUCUACGGAAGCAAACCUAAUAAUCAGGGGUCUCUGCUGCGGCAAGGACUCUCAACGUUACUUUCGCCUGCCAGUGCGAUAACGGUUGCUCAACCGGCCAGCUCACUUCCGGAGAUUGUAACGUCCAGCAAAGCAUCGCCGGGAAUUCUCAAUAGUAGUAUACAGAAUCAGAAUAUUAGUAGUUUAAAUAACAACAGUAUGAACAGUGCGAACUUGAUCAACUUGAAUGGGCCAAACGAAACGAGUGCCAUUUCGCCAGAUCACAGUCAUCAGACGUCUCCGAUCAAAAUUGAAAAUAAGACGAUCGAGAGCGCCAGUCCAAACGGAUCGAACGAUUCCAAGUCCGAUACGGACAAAAAGAAGAAGAACAAAAAUAAAGAAGUUUUGAUCGAAGGAGUUCUCUUCCGGGCACGAUAUCUGGGGUCAACGCAACUGGUGUGUGAAGGUCAACCAACUAAAUCUACUCGUAUGAUGCAAGCGGAAGAAGCCGUCUCUCGCAUUAAGUCCCCCGACGGAGAACCGCAGCCCAGUACCGAGGUGGAUCUGUUUAUAUCAACCGAAAAGAUCAUGGUCCUGAAUACGGAUCUGAAGGAGAUCAUGAUGGACCACGCUCUGCGUACGAUUUCCUACAUAGCGGACAUUGGCGACCUGGUAGUGCUGAUGGCGCGACGACGAUUCGUACCACAGGACGUGGACUCGGGCGAUUCGGGAGGAGGUGGCAACGCAACCGGAGCGGCAAACCAAUCGGGCCAAAUCCAGUCCGGUUCGACACCACCGCAGAAGAGUGCCGCUGGGCCGAAGGGCAACCGCACCCCGAAGAUGAUCUGCCACGUGUUCGAAAGCGAGGAAGCCCAGUUCAUUGCGCAAUCGAUUGGGCAAGCGUUCCAGGUGGCCUAUAUGGAAUUUUUGAAAGCGAACGGAAUUGAGGAUCAUAGUUUUAUGAAGGAGAUGGAUUAUCAGGAAGUGCUCAACAGUCAGGAGAUAUUCGGCGAUGAGUUGGAGAUCUUCGCCAAAAAGGAACUGCAAAAAGAGGUGGUUGUUCCGAAGGCAAAGGGCGAAAUCUUGGGUGUGGUGAUUGUGGAAUCCGGUUGGGGUUCUAUGCUGCCAACGGUGGUCAUUGCCAAUCUAGCAUCGUCCGGGGCUGCAGCUCGGUGUGGUCAGCUGAAUAUCGGAGACCAGAUCAUUGCUAUCAAUGGGUUGAGCCUGGUCGGUUUGCCGUUGUCUACGUGUCAGAGCUAUAUCAAGAAUACGAAGAAUCAAACAGUGGUCAAGUUUACUGUAGUUCCUUGUGCACCGGUCGUCGAGGUCAAGAUCAAGCGGCCCAACACCAAAUACCAGCUAGGCUUCAGCGUGCAAAACGGAGUGAUUUGUAGUUUACUGCGCGGGGGAAUUGCUGAACGAGGAGGCGUUCGUGUCGGGCACAGAAUUAUCGAAAUCAAUAACCAAAGCGUGGUGGCAGUUCCACACGAGAAAAUUGUCAACCUUUUGGCUACAUCAGUUGGAGAGAUCCUAAUGAAAACGAUGCCAACGUCCAUGUUCCGUCUACUGACCGGUCAAGAGAACCCAGUCUACAUUUAAGAUUGUCCGAAACCGGGCUUCACGUUUUGUUCUAGCUUGAGUUAUCAUUUUUGCAACUAAACAUUUACUCUCUCACUAUAGCUUUCACAAUACACAAAAACAACAUGCUACAAAUAACGGCAGAAACAAAAUCCAAACAGUACUAAGAGUAAACUAGGUAUUUGACACUUUUGCAAGAACACAUCAAAACUCAUCUUUAAACUAAAAAAAAAUCCGCAGUGAGAAUCUACAUACUUAGAUAACAAGAAUAAAAUAGACAUGUGCUUGGAAUAUUAAGAAGGUAAAACAGCAUUAUAAUGGAAUAAACAAGCAAGAGGAUAAUCGUAAUCGGAAUUUAUUCACGCCUUGGCCUUGCAGUUAUAAUUGAUAAAAAUAGUAAAGGUGAAACAGACUUGUACCACAUUACACACUGACACGAAAACAAGGAAAAACCGCAUUUACUCUUGCAAAUAUCAUUGCCGCUGGGCAGCAGAAGCAAAAAUCGAAGCAACCCAAAACCAGGUAAGAUAAAUUAUAGUCGGAUUACGCCUGUGAAGGAGGACGCAGCUUUUUGUAUUGAUAUCAGGAUGUUUAACGAACUCAUAUAUACGUGAUCGUAUAGGCGGCAUAAGAUUAGGCACACGAACAUGUAUUUGGUGGGAAAGAAAUAGUAACGUGACGUAAUGCUAACCAAAACAUAAGAUGACGAGCAUUGAAAAUAAAAUAUAUUUUUUGAAAUUGUUUAACACUAAGCUUAACUUAGCAGAACAUCUGGCAUACGUAUGGAACUAUGAAACUAUGGACAAAGUAUUAAAUGGAACAAUUUCCAUUAUCUGAAACUAAAAACGCUGAAUUAUCUCCUGAAAUAUACGUGUUUUGGCUAAUAUUCUAAAAUAAUGAAAAUAUGACAAAUGAAUGCAUUUCUGUUGAUUGUGAGGUCUGAAGUGACUAAUUGGGGACAAACAUUCUGAUAAAUUAAUUAAUGAAAACGUCAUUCUCCCCUGUCAAUAGAGGUUUACUAAUCGUAGUUUGGAGCGAAAUCAUGUUUUCUCAUUUCUGUUGUUUGAAUAUAUAAUUGAAGCAUUUUUUAAAGAUAAAGAAUGCUUUUGGAUGAAGUUGAUCUUUUGUUGCAAAGCAUCUGCUUGUAACGUUGACCUAUUAGGCAAACGAUUUAAUCCUAUAGUUGCAUUAUCGUUUGCAUUUCAACAUACUCCUGUACGAAGGACCAUAAUGAGGUAGGCGAGCCAGUGAGCAGAGACUUAUGCAGAAUGCACGGGAAAUGUGGAGAAUCUUAUUCCAGAGGCACAUUUGUAGAAACGUUAACAAAUCCAAGCUCGUGAUUGCAACAAAUUCCCAACGGAGAAAUGCUCCUUUUUUUAUGACAUAUAAUUGGGUUUCCAAUAGCCUUGCCAAUCCGGAGAUGGCGAGUUUCGGGUGGGAAUAGGCUGACCAGAUAAUUUCGGUGAAAAAACGGGACAAACACGCUUGCAAAACGGGACAUGUCAAAAAACCUCAAGAGCUGUGGAAAUUGCAAUAUUUAGGGGCUUAAUUUUCAUUUUUCUUGUAAGAAAUUAGAAAUAUUUUAGAGGGAAUAAUUCACCACCAUAAUUUUGUAUUCUAAGUUAUUUGUGUAAAAAUUCUAAACUACAAAUAUUUCACUCUUCAAUGGAAAGCAGCCAAAAAACACGAAGGAAUAUAAAAAAAUGGGAAUUUUGACAUUUUAUUUUAAUCUACUCUUAUACAUGCAUUAAGGUUUUGUUAUUGACCAAUAUCAAAAACUUUUCAAUUCUGAACAUUUGAAAAUAACAAACAAUAGUCAAAGUACCAAUCUAAUCAAUUCACAGUCCUUUUUGAUCGAAAUUGAUGUUCGAUUACGCUUAAAGUAACCUCACACUUCGGGAAUCUUGUUAAUUGGUUUUGUUCCCAUGUGCUCCUAAAACAGCGGGACUCAUGCAAUUUCGUCGCGGAAAGGUAAAAAAUCCUGGCCUAUUUAUAGCCUGAUUUGAAGCUCAGACUCUCGCAGAUUUCUGCCGGAUUGUAUUUUAAAUCGAGCCGAAUUUCUAAUUUUCAUAACGGAAUCCCAUAAAUCUCGUCCACACACAUGGGAGCGAAAUUAGCAGACAAUCCUGAUGUGUGAACAAGCCUUAAAGUACGUGCGGACCAUAGAUCUAGCCUAUAAUACGACCAAAUUUUCCCUCGGUUUUAAACUGCCUUAUACUCGAUUUUGUCAGUUGAUUUAUUAUAAAUUAUUAGUUUCAUGCUGUCGGUUUUUUACAGUGGAUGAUUUCGAAAUAAUCAGAAUUAUUAAGAAAGACUUUGAAUGAUUCGAAAAGAAUCAAACUAUUGAACAGCAGUACCUACUUCGGAAGAUUCAAAAAGAAUAAUGUAAAAUAAACUUAAUCUGAAAAUUAGAAUAUCUGUCUCUUAGCUUCAUUUUAUUGACGGUGAGACGUGACCUGAUUUUAAGGAAAUAUUUGUCUACCAAGUUACUAAUUCCGUUCAAUCCACUGAUGAAAUUGGCCAAAUUCUAAUGCCUCCGGAAUAAGCAGAAAAAAUCAUUGGAUGUGUUAAAAAUCUCCCGGAGAAGCACCUGUACCUGUUGUCAUUAACCGUUUAAAAGCUUAAGAAAAGUGGAAAAUACAAAACAGCAUAGAAAGCAUUAUUUUUAAGCAACACUAAUAACAUAAAAUCUCAAACUUUUUUUAUGGGUUUUGUCCACUUUUUUUGUUGAGAGAUGAGCCAGCCGAGAGCUGUAAAUCUCUCUAAUAGGGACGAAAAAAUUAUCAAUGCAGAAUCAAUGAAAAACGGGACAAAUUGAGAAUUUUUCAGAUUACGACGGGACAGCACAAACAGGUCUAAAAAACGGGACUGUCCCGUUAAAUACGGUACGUAUGGUCAGCCUAGGUGGGAAACAUUCUCAACUCCCUGGGGAUGGUGUAUCCAUUGUACUUACCACACAAGAUACAUACUCAUGCAAUGGCGGGCACAGAAAAGCUUUCAAUUAAUAACUGAGGAAAUGCUAAUAGAAUACUAAGUUGAAAAGCAGGCCAAUUUCCAGUUGGAAUGUAGAGCCAUAGAAGAAGACGAUGAAGAAGAAUGAAAUGGUAGUUAUAGUAAUGUCACUCUUUCUAUUCAUUUGAAUUUAAUUUGGUAUCUUGAUUUUUGAAAGAAUACUCACGGUUUAAAAGCACUGCAAGAAAGAUAUUGCCAACGCUUGAGACCUGAUACUCAACAUCUUGCUGGUUUGUCUGCGGUCUCUUUGAAUGACUUCAUCACCUGGGAAGUCGUCAAUUGAUGGACUUUCAGGUGUUUCCUGUUCUAUAGGUGGGUGUUUCAGACUAGGUCAAAUUUAUCAUCUCACUCUAUAACAUACGAUUAGUAAAUCUGAAUUAAUUAUAUAAUGGGGAAACUAUUUUUCUUUUCAUAGACCACGUUGAAACGCGCAUUCAAUACAUUUCGGUUCCUUAACUUCCUGCUGGCAUGGCCCAAAGUUCUAAUAUGACGACAUCGGAAGACACUACCGAAGGUCUACAGAUAAUGUGUGAAUAUAGUCUCUAUGCCGUUACGAUAUAAACAGAUCAAGAUUGAUGCUUUUUAUAUAUAGUUUAUAGAUAUAUGUACAUGUAGAUAGGUUUUGCUGAUUCAAAAAAAUAAAGAAAACAGUAGAUACAAAUGAGAUUGGACCGUCCCUUGACAAAACAUAGAACAACAAACUUAGAAGAGCCACCUUUUUCUUAUUGUAGUAGGUAUCGAGCUUGAAUCAAAAGAGGAAUUUGAUUUUUCAUCCGAAGAAAUAAUGUAGAUUUUCCGCAAAUUGUACCAUGAUUCUGGUUUACACGUAAACAUAUCAAUAUGUUCCGUUUUGAGUAUCAGUUUUCAAUUCAAUAUUUACUCAUCUACCAAUUGUUCAGCAUGUCUCUGUUAGGAAAUUGGUUUGAAGCGUAAUAGAAAAGCAUCUGAACGAGGUGAAAUAGAGAAUCAUGAUAUAUAGAAUUUAAACAAUGAAUUCCACUAGCUUCGCCUAAUCCAUGAACCAAAAACACAUAACUGUGCUUACAAGAAUAUCGCUGACGAAUUGAUGCUUUACCAUAUUAUUUUAAACGCAUAAAUGUGAUCGUAGAAAUCAUAGAGAACAAACGCUCAACUUGAGUUUCUCUGAAACAUUCCGCGAUGAAUAUACAAAAAUAUUUAUAUUCAACACUGAGUGUUUGAAUUUAUGUUGAAGGUAUGUUUCUCUGUGUAAAAAUGUACCUUUUUUGGUCAACCCUCAUCCGUCUAAAUGUCCUUCCCUUAAGUGUUUUGAUUUACUCUUGCAUAAAAUAAUCGAACGAAAUAAGCUAUCUAAAAAAAUUACAACAAAAUUUAGCAAGACAUGAAGUGGUUUGAACACAAUCGGAGUAAAAGGAAAUAUAUGCAGAAUCUAGAAUAAAGUGGUACUUUUGUAUUUGACACUAUUAUAAGCGAACGCAAAAAGACAAAAGUAUUAAUUGAAGAGAAUUAAAAAAAAUAAUGCAAAAGUUGUUCAUCACCUAGGACAAAAAAACAAACCAAAAUCCCUAACAAAAAUGCACUUUUUAUGCGCCACUCACCCGCCCGCCAUAGGAUCAAUGAAAAAUAAUACUCUUUGAAAAGUAGUCGACAGACAUAGUUUAUCAAUUAUUUAACCGGCAACAAACAAGAAUGAAAGGAAAAAGACAAAAAUUAAACUAAGCAGAUAAAUUAUAGCCAGCUGAAAGUGUGCGAAGCAAAUAUUUACAACAACUCUUGACAUUUGCUAGGAAGAAAAUUAUUGCCCCAAAACAAAAUGAAGCAGCGGAAUUUGGUGACAGUGUGGAAACUACGUCAACGGGUGCAAGACAAACCGUGUUACAUGGAGUGAAGUUAGUCCAACCAUAAUUUGGAAGAAAUGUUGGAACGCAGGCUUGAAUAAAACAAAAAAAAAUACAACGCUGGGUUGAAAAUGAUCAAACCAGACGAAAAAGAACAACUCUGUAUUGUAAUUAUGGCUAAACAAACCUAAAAAAACCUAAUGGGAAAUGUAUAUUUAUUCAAACAAACAAAAACAAAUAUAUAAAAUUUUGUGAUGUAACAUUCUCAA